Messenger RNA from Lachancea lanzarotensis, 543 nucleotides. RefSeq names its product LALA0S01e01552g1_1. The transcript has a single exon. The record is from RefSeq and is a predicted model, not a curated record. Lineage: Eukaryota; Fungi; Ascomycota; Saccharomycetes; Saccharomycetales; Saccharomycetaceae. Bases 1 to 543 code for a protein of 180 amino acids. Gene Ontology annotation, biological process: post-translational protein targeting to endoplasmic reticulum membrane. Gene Ontology annotation, cellular component: TRC complex.
AUGCUGAGUUCUUAUUCUGAUCUUUUAAAGCAAAUCACCAAAAAAAAUGUUGACGAACUGAAAUUUCUGGAAAAUCAGAGACGUUUGCCCCGAUUCGAUUACAAGAUCGCUUUUGAACUUGGAUUGAAGUUGAGAGAAUGGGCAAUUGAAUCGUUCCCAUCAAAAUCGAUGGUACUGGAUAUUUCUUUACCCUCUGGACAAUGUCUUUUCCACACUACGACUAACAACGACACCUCUCUCGAUAAUGAUAUAUGGGUAUCGAGAAAGAAAAAAACCGUUACAAGGUUUGGAUGCUCGAGUUUUGUGAUGGGUCAAAAGUUACGGGCCAAAAAGCUAGAUAAAAUGGAAGACGCUUUUUACAUCGAUUCCAAAGAAUACGCAGUCCAUGGUGGUUCAGUCCCACUUUAUGUCGAUGGAGUCGAUUCUUUGGUUGGAAUUUUGACAGUCAGCGGUUUGAAGCAAGAAGAGGACCAUUCUUUCGCUCUCACUGCUAUCGCAGAAUUUGUCAAGUCAUUGGAACCUUCUGAGUUAGACUUGGACUGA